AAUUGCAUUGUCGGUGGAGAGAGUGGACUCUCUCAUGGAUUUUUGAUAACCCGCCAAGCUAAGCUAAGGCUGUAUUUUUUUUUUCGCCCCUCUCUUUCUCUCUCUACAAGAAAUUAAGAGAGAGAAAAAUAAAUAAAGGAAAAAGCUUUUUACUCUUUCUCUCUGUCUUUCUCUGGAAGCGUCUGUCUUCUUGUAUUGCCUCUCUGAUAUCCUCAUUUGUGGAGAAAGAAAUAGUUUGAGAGAUUGGGAUUGGAAGUAACCAAAUUUAUCAGAAAUGAGCAGUGGUGGUGAUUCAAUGGAGGCGCAGUACAUACAAAGGCACCACAGGCAUGAGCCCAGAGAGACCCAGUGCACUUCGGCUUUGGUUAGGCACAUCAAGGCCCCUGCGCAUCUCGUAUGGUCAUUGGUGAGAAGAUUUGAUCAACCGCAGAAGUACAAGCCCUUUGUUAGCCGAUGCACCAUGAAGGGGGACCUUGGCAUUGGGAGCGUUAGAGAAGUGAAUGUUAAAUCUGGGCUUCCUGCAACGACCAGCACUGAGAGGCUGGAGCUUCUUGAUGAUGAUGAGCACAUUCUUGGCAUCAAGAUUGUUGGUGGUGAUCAUAGGCUAAGGAAUUACUCGUCAAUUAUUACUGUCCACCCUGAGGUUAUUGAUGGGAGACUAGGGACACUUGUUAUUGAAUCCUUUGUAGUGGAUGUGCCUGAUGGGAAUACCAAGGAUGAGACAUGCUACUUUGUUGAGGCCCUAAUCAGGUGCAACCUGAAGUCUUUGGCUGAUGUCUCAGAGAGGAUGGCUGUCCAGGACCGAACCGAACCUAUCAAUCAUUAGUGGAUUUGGGGGAUGGCACAGGAGUACGAUGACUAUAGCUAUACCAUCCAUGUUUUUUUUGUCUCAGAUGCUGUGUAGAGAUAGUACAAGCUUUCCUUCCAUUCACAGAAGUUUUGGGAACAUUGCUGGUUUUUGCAUUUCUGACCGAUGAAGCUCCUACUCUCUUUCCAAUUGCUCAUGCAUAGUCUUUCUUACUCUCAAAAUGACGCUGGGGUUUCUCGUAUUUGUAUUUGAAGGAUGAGCUUUCAAGGUUUUUAUAAGCUCUCCAUGAAUGGAAAGGGAAAGCUACUGUGAGUUUUAUUGUUCCUGGGUUUCGUGCAUGGUGGUAUUAAUGUUAGUAUGACUCUGAUCUGUAAAUAUUUAUCUUGGAAAGAGAUGGUAUCUAUGGACUGGGGGUUUUUCAUCUUGUAGUGCAGGGAGGAUUCAGGGGGAAAGAACCACUGCUGCAGUUGUUUGUUUUGUAUAUACCUAUGUAUUCGCAUUCUUAAUAAAUUAUUGUAAUUGCUUGACUUCUUUUUUUUUA
Molecule: messenger RNA, 1349 nt
Organism: Prunus persica (peach)
Lineage: Eukaryota; Viridiplantae; Streptophyta; Magnoliopsida; Rosales; Rosaceae
Product: abscisic acid receptor PYL9
Exons: 3
Coding region: 275-826 (183 amino acids)
Biological process (GO): abscisic acid-activated signaling pathway
Cellular component (GO): nucleus; cytoplasm
Molecular function (GO): abscisic acid binding; signaling receptor activity; protein phosphatase inhibitor activity
Source: RefSeq, a predicted model, not a curated record